This is a messenger RNA of Andrographis paniculata, 2662 nucleotides long. Its product is annotated as probable acyl-activating enzyme 16, chloroplastic. The coding region runs from base 227 to 2428 and encodes 733 amino acids. The transcript is spliced from 18 exons. NCBI's taxonomy places the organism in Eukaryota, Viridiplantae, Streptophyta, Magnoliopsida, Lamiales, Acanthaceae. Gene Ontology annotation, biological process: fatty acid elongation. Gene Ontology annotation, cellular component: chloroplast. The record is from RefSeq and is a predicted model, not a curated record. Gene Ontology annotation, molecular function: long-chain fatty acid [acyl-carrier-protein] ligase activity.
CGACAGCUCCUCGUAUCAUCUCAUCUGUCCGGAGGGAUGGUGGAGACUUCAAUGCAGCCACUGUUGCGGUUGUUUCUGCAACAAUAAUCACUGCUUUCUCUUCACUCAACUCUCUACUCUCUUCGUCAUCAGAUCAGACUCCUCGCCCUUUCCCUUUCACUGUUCUUGCUUCGCAGAUCCUUCCUUCUUUCCUUCGCUCGCCUGCCCUCCCUUUCCCCCUGUCACAAUGAAUCCGACUUCUUUUUCUUUGACGGCCCCUUGUGGGUCAAGCCUAGCCCUGACUCACCUGUUAUUCCCUAAACUUGGUGGAUUCAGAUUGAUCGAGUCCAGAUUCUAUAAUAAGAACAAGAAACCUGGACGUUGUGUUCUUGCAAGGAGUCCGAAUUUUCGGAUUUACUGUGACUCCCAGACAAAAGAAGUGCAGAUCAGGAAGUGUUCUCCCAUUUUAGAAAAUGACUUGCUCUCUGGAGAUCAAAUUUUAUCAUCUAAUGAGUGGACAACAGUACCUGACAUAUGGAGGACCUCAGCUGAGAAAUUUGGAGAUCGCAUAGCACUAGUGGAUCCAUACCAUGAUCCUUCAACAAAUAUGACUUAUAAAGAGCUACAAGAAGAAAUUUUGAACUUCUGCGAAGGGUUAAGGGUCAUUGGACUGAAACCAGAGGAAAAAAUUGCUCUUUUUGCUGACAAUUCAUGUCGGUGGCUUGUUUCUGAUCAAGGUAUUAUGGCUACUGGAGCAAUCAAUGUUGUAAGGGGUACAAGGUCAUCUAAUGAAGAGCUUUUGCAGAUAUACAACCACUCAGAAAGUGUUGCGUUAGUGGUGGAUGACCCUGAGAUGUACAAUCGGAUUUCAGUACCCUUUCACUCUCGAGCUGCUGUAAGAUUUGUCAUAUUGCUCUGGGGAGAGAAACCUUACAUCUCAAAUGAAGCUGCAGAAGGAGUUCCUAUUUAUAGUUACCAGGAGAUAAUAGAUUUAGGCCGAACAAGUCGUGAAACUUUACAUCAUUCUGGUGAAUCUAGAAAGCAAUAUUCAUAUAAAACUAUAAGCACUGAUGAUGUUGCAACACUUGUGUAUACAAGUGGCACCACGGGCAAUCCUAAAGGUGUUAUGCUGACGCACAAGAAUUUGCUUCACCAGAUUAAAUAUUUAUGGGACAUUGUGCCAGCCAUUCCUGGGGAUAGAUUUCUGAGUAUGCUGCCACCCUGGCAUGCAUAUGAACGAGCUUGCGAGUAUUUCAUAUUUACUUGUGGAAUUGAGCAUGUAUACACUACAGUGAAGAAUUUGAAGGAGGAUUUGCGUCGUUAUCAGCCUCAUUAUCUUAUUUCUGUUCCAUUAGUAUAUGAGACGCUUUACAGUGCAAUACAGAAGCAGAUUAAUAUGAGUUCUGCUGUACGUAAGCUUAUCGCACUUCAAUUCCUAAAGAUCAGUGUAGCCUUCAUGGAAGCGAAAAGAAUAUACGAGGGAAAAUGUCUGGCUACAAAACCUGAGCAGCCUUCUCUCCUUUAUGCAAUCUUUGAUUGGCUGUGGGCAAGCAUCGUUGCUGCAUUAUUGUUUCCAAUUCAUAUGUUGGCAAAAAAGCUUGUCUAUAGUAAAAUACAUUCUUCUAUUGGCAUUUCAAAGGCUGGUGUAAGUGGAGGUGGCAGCUUGCCUUCUCAUGUUGACAAGUUCUUUGAGGCAAUUGACAUAAAGGUUCAAAAUGGAUAUGGUUUAACUGAAUCUUCUCCUGUUGUUGCUGCUCGAAGGCCACACUGUAAUGUUCUUGGUUCAAUUGGGCAUCCUAUUCAACAAACAGAAAUAAAAGUUGUCGAUCCUGAAACAAAUGCUGAUCUUCCACAUGGGUCAAAAGGCAUUGUCAAAGUAAGGGGACCACAAGUGAUGAAGGGUUAUUACAAGAAUCCCUCAGCAACAAGUCAAGCUAUAGAUGAUGAAGGGUGGCUAAACACUGGUGAUAUUGGUUGGAUUUCUCCUCCUCAUUCUAGAGGACGAAGUCGUCAAGCUGGAGGUGUAAUUGUUCUAGAGGGACGGGCAAAAGAUACAAUAGUUCUUUUGACAGGUGAAAACGUUGAGCCUUCUGAGAUUGAAGAAGCUGCCAUGAGAAGUAGCCUUAUACAACAAAUAGUGGUCAUUGGGCAGGAUCAGCGAAGGCUUGGAGCAUUAAUUGUACCAAACAAAGAAGAGAUACUCCUAGAAGCUAAAAGGUUGUCCAUGGUGGAAAAUUCUGCAACUGAACUCAGCAAGCAGCAACAGACCAACCUGUUGCACAACGAAUUGCAAAAAUGGACCUCAGACUGUUCGUUCCAAGUCGGGCCCAUACUCAUUCUUGAUGAGCCUUUCACAAUAGACAGCGGUUUAAUGACUCCAACGAUGAAAAUACGCCGGGACCAAGUCGUAUCUUUAUACAAAGAGCAAAUUGAUAGCUUAUACAAGUGAGUUUGCUGAUGUAGCCUCUUUGUGUGUUCUGUUAUCUUCAUACUAUAUAUGCUUUUGCUUGAGGAUGACUCUUUCGAAAGAAGAAUUCCAAAUAUGUAAUCAUCUAUAUAUAUAUAUAAUAAAAAUAAAAAUUGUUGAAUAAGGCAACACUGUUUUAAUCAUGGACAGUGUUGAUCUUGUAUGUAUUCAAUCAUAUAUGAUAUUUUUAGUCAGGACUACUUUACCUUUUGCUUA